This is a messenger RNA of Protopterus annectens (West African lungfish), 4608 nucleotides long. RefSeq names its product syntaxin 18 (gene STX18). Bases 104 to 1090 code for a protein of 328 amino acids. The record is from RefSeq and is a predicted model, not a curated record. Lineage: Eukaryota; Metazoa; Chordata; Ceratodontiformes; Protopteridae. Gene Ontology annotation, cellular component: SNARE complex; endoplasmic reticulum. Gene Ontology annotation, biological process: retrograde vesicle-mediated transport, Golgi to endoplasmic reticulum. The transcript has 11 exons.
CUGCCCAUCACGUCAGCCGCGGCGACGUAGGGGCCAGUCAGCCAAGGAAGUCUUGCCACGACUUUAAAAUAAGUAUGCAAAGUGUACAGUCUAAAUUUUGGAAAUGGCAGUUGAUAUAACGUUAUUAUUUAAAGCUAGCGUGAAAACAGUGAAAACUAGAAAUAAGGCGCUUGGAGUAGGUUUUGACACGAGUAAGGAUGAUAUUCUAAAAAGGAAUAGGCCGAAGAGCGAAUUUUCAAACAGAUCGAAAGAAGUGAUUGCUAAUAUUGGCAAACUAAGAGACUUUCUUCUGGAACACAGAAAAGAUUACCUUCAUGCUGGCAGCCAUGUAUCUGAGUUUUCUCGUAUGACAGACACUGACCGUGAUCAGAUUGAUCAGGAUGCACAAACGUUUAUGAGGACAUGUUCUGAUGCCAUUCAACAGCUGAGAACAGAAGCCUACCAUAAAGCUCUUCCACUUCAAGUAAAGGAACAUAGAGAAGCAGUACUGGAUUUAAUAGAUGAUUACUUAAAACGAGUUUGCAGGUUAUAUUCCGAGCAAAGAGCAAUAAGGGUCAAGCGAGUGGUAGAUAGGAAAAGGCUAUCAAGACUUGAACCAGAGAAGCAUACCAGAUCUCUUUCUUCAGCAUCUGAACACGUUCUGUCAAGCCCUAAAGAGACUCCUAAGGAAAAACUAAAAAUUGAAGAGAGUAAUGAUAAGAAUGUUACAGAUGUGAAGAAUAGGUUAGACCUAUGGGAGGACGGUAAAGUAGAAGAUGAACUGUCUCCUGAAGAAAUUCAAAUGUUUGAACAAGAAAAUCAAAGACUUAUCAGUGCAAUGAACAGCAUGGUUGAUGAAGUCAGGCAAAUUGAGGGCAAAGUAGUUGAAAUAUCAAGACUUCAGGAAAUAUUUGCAGAAAAAGUGCUACAGCAGGAGACAGAAAUCGACAAUAUCCAUCAACUAGUAGUGGGCACAACAGAGAAUAUCAAAGAAGGCAAUGAAGACAUAAGGGAGGCAAUCAAAAACAACGCUGGAUUUCGUGUGUGGAUCCUGUUUUUUCUUGUUAUGUGCUCAUUUUCCUUGCUUUUUCUAGACUGGUAUGAUAGCUGAGCUACAAAAAUAUAUGGUGACUGCAGACAUCUAGAAGAAAAAUAUAAUUUAUUUAUUCAUGUUUUAAGACCUAUGAGAAAAAACAAGAUGUCAUUUUAAUAUCAUCUGGUGUCUGUUUAAUCUGUUUCCAUUUAUUUUCAAAUGUGGCCCAUAAAUUACCAUUUUCAGUGUAUUGUACUAGGUCUGAAACACUAAGCAUCAUUUGGCAAAGAAGCAAUUGGAUCUCCUUUAGCUGGAUGUUUUUCCACUCCUGUGUUUGUCCUUGCUGCUGACCUACUGGAUUUCUGGCUCCUGCUGACAUCAGACUGCAAAACAGAAGUGAUUCCCUGCCCUUUAGUAGAGUUGCAGUAGUUUUAAUGGGAAGACAUGCUUGUGUGUCAUUCUGCAUUCCUCACCUGUAACAAAUUAUGGCAAUGUCAGAGUACCCAUAUCAAAGUUACUUUGUGAGCGAUGUCUGUCUCGAGAUGAUUGAAGACCAAGUUUUCACCAGAGAUUACUUAUUUUGUAUUUGUCAUGUUAUUGGUGACUUUAUAUGCCAUGUAAAUACACUCAUUGUCAAUGUCUGCAAAACCAACUUAAGUAAAUAUAAAAUAAUUCAAUAUUACAUCAUAUUCCUUUUUAACACUUUAAUUAAAUUACUACAUAUACAUUAAUAAAAAAAACUAUAUUAGCAUGUAUCAUUUUCAUGCUUUAUACAUUUGAUAUGUUUGUUCUUUUAAACAAUUGUCAUUCACUCCAGCAUUACAUAUAUUGCUGAAUUCCUGCCUUAAUUUAAACAUCACUCCUCCUCCUGCACAUUAUUCUUCAACUAUUGUUUCCACAAAUUACAUGUAUAUCUAUGUAAUUUGCUCCUUUCUAAAGAUCACACUUCCAUUUUUUUUUUAUCUCCCUUAAAAUAUUCAGUACUUCAGCUGGUAUAGAUUUUGAUUUCUAUUUUCUAGUAAUUGCUUUUUUUUUUCUUUUGGGCAGCCAGUAGCAGUAAACAUAGUAAGGCCCUACUAUGUCUAGGCAGUUCAGAUCAUUUGUCCCAUCCCAUCAUAGAAGAAUCAUUUCCUUACCUACAACCAUUUGCUCCUCCAAGAGUACUCUGUAAGGAAUUUUUAUUCAUAGGUUUCAUAGGUUCAUCCAUUUGUACUAGGCUAUCGAGCACCAGGGUAUUUAUAAACUGAAUACAACCAUGCACUGAAGAAGGCUGUAAGUUUUGCCGAAACCGGUAUGCUGCUUUGUGCGGUCUUGUCACAUUAAAUCCUUAAUUUUGUCUAGCUCCUUGGUGCUGGACUUUUUUGGUGAUUUUGUAUGCAGUUGGUUUGGUCCAUGCACCCUGUCUCACUUGCGUGGGGUGAGUGAGCUAGAAGCAAUCUUUAUAAACUGAACCAUGCAGCCCAACUCAUGUCAGCCAGUACAUUGGAUACCUGUAUGAUGGGAUAUGUUAGUAAGGAUGUAGCUAAGGGUUAUGUGAGGGGUAUGCAAGUUUGGGAUUAGUUAACUUACUGUUGGCCUCUGCCCAUCAGAAACAUGGGGGUCAGACUGGGGGGUUAAUUUCCGAUUUCCCAUCCAGUAAUCAAGGUUUUGCUUGUAAGGAGUCAGGAAUGAACUCUGCUUCACAUAGAUGGGGAGCCUAUUCCACAGUGCGGGGAUCCUUUGAGGCACAUAUCGGUCUCUCCAGCAUGUUUUAUUUAUGUUGCAGGCAAAGUUCAUAUCCUUGCAUCUAGUGUUCCUGGUGCUGUUUGUUUUGUAUAUGUGCAAGAGGUCCUUCAGAUCUGGGUCUGAAGAUGCCUUGUACACCAGGCAAAGAUCACCUCUCAGUAACCUGGAGGGGACUUAGUAAAGAGAGGGCCUUAAUGCAAUUUUUAUAGGACAGGGUAUUUAUACUCUGGAUUUUCCUGAUCAGAAACCUUUGAGGGCAUUCCAGCUGUUGCAGGUGCCUAGUUAGGUGCAUGCCAUAGGGAGUUUUGUAUUUGAUAAUGGGUCCGAUAAGGGCUGAAGAGAGUGGUACUAUAACUGCCUUGGACAUGGAUGUAAUACCAAGUAGCGCAGUGAUGCAGCGGUUAGUGUUGUCAUCUCAGAGCAAGAGGUUCUCCAGUUCGAUUCUUGGCUGGGGUGUCUUCUGUGCAGAGUGUGCAUGUCCUCUCUACAUUUAUGUGGGUUCCCUCCGUGUGCUCCAGUUUCCUCCCACAUUCCAAAGAUAAGCGUCUGGAGCAUUUCUACCCAGGCCUCCAUUGAAAAUGGGCUCUGCCCCAGUCAGACUUUCCCAGUAAACAAAUGUAAAAUAAGUAAAGAAAUAAAUACCCUUGGUUAUGAGUUGGGUGACGUAGAAUGAUUUUCUUACCAUCUUUGCUACCUGUUGAUUGAAGGCCAAAUUGCUAUCUACAUAUGUUCCCAAAUCCCUAAUUACAGGGUAGACUCUCAGGGGUGUUUUGUCAGAAUAAUCUUGGGUCAACAACUUUCCAAAGGACACUGUAACGCAUUUCUUUGAGUUGAGUUUUAAUCUGUGGCCCUGGUACCAAUCAUUUGUUUGUGUCAAACCAUCUUGUAGGAUAUUGAUGUUGUGGGAGGAAUCUAUGAUAGCUCCCAAUUUAAAAUUGCAAACUUGGUGAACCACAGGCCUUCGACAUUAGCCUGGACUUCUGAGAAGAAUCCAAACCAGAGCAGGCCCAACACAGAACUCUGGGGUUCUCCGCGGUGACCAGUCUCCUGGUAGAAGUGGUCUCAUCAAUCCUGACUUCUUGGGUCGUAUCUGUGAGCCAACCAGCAAUCCAGCGAGUUAUGUAGGUAUUUAUGCCUGGUUCUGAGACUUUGUCAAUACCUGAAUGGAGUAUUGUAUUGAACUCCUUGAACCAAGUCAGUAUAAUCUGUCUACUCGUUACGCUCCAGAAAACAGGUUUCCAGUUACCUCUCUUUCCUGUCACACCUCCAGCAUUUGCCAUUUACCUGAGGAAACAUUCUCUGAAUACCUGUGGAGGCACUUACUGGCAAAAAGUACUCUAUAUUCUGGACUUUUUGCAUACUUGAGAGCCAUACUGUUUGUCCUCCAAUUAUUCCUUUAAUUGCCUUUCCAGUCUCUCUUCCCAGUCUUUUCUAAUGUCCUCUGAUUAAUUUGUAUAGUUAUCAUUCAGUGUUUUAUAUGCUGUACUAAUUAUCCAUUUUUUAACUACAGGUUCUGUUUUAAAUUUGACCAAAAUUCCCCUAUCCAUUUCUCUUUGAUUGUACUCUUAUCAGUCUCUUGUAUAUUGCAUCAUAUUUUGUUUCUGUACUGACUUUGUUUUUAGUACACAGUUUUCCUAACUCCUCUUCUGAGCUCUGCAAAUGGUAAUUCAUGCAGUAAUAAUCAGAUCAGUAUAUUAUGCAAAGGUGUUUCAUUAAGACUUAAACUGAUGCAUGCCAUUUUUAAAAUCUCUUUUGUCAUUUGUGUAAACAGACUUUGGUAACUAGCACUUUGAAUUUUUUUAGUUAGCAAUUGGAAAAAAUAUAUUUCUGCUAACUCAGGUGUUAUUUAAUAAAUGUUGUAUGAUACCGUU